Molecule: messenger RNA, 2986 nt
Organism: Delphinapterus leucas (beluga whale)
Lineage: Eukaryota; Metazoa; Chordata; Mammalia; Artiodactyla; Monodontidae
Source: RefSeq, a predicted model, not a curated record
ACUGCCGGUCCCUCCGACCCCUCCGAGCGCGGCGCCCAGCACCGCCACCAGCGUGCGGUCACUGAGUCCAGCCCACCCUCGAGAGGGAGGAGUCUGCACCAUCCUCCGGAGGCAGGAGCAUAGAAGGAUGUGUGAGGGAGAAGAGAGCCUCCGGAUCCUGGUGGGGACCGAAGGGGACAGCCCCCUGCAGAUGGACAUCAAUACCACUGAGGCGAGGGAGGACCAGGCGAAGGUGUUCUUUGGGAUCCGAGCUGACAACGGCCGGUACUGCAGCCUUCUCAUGGAGCCCGAGGCUACCGCCCCCAGAGGGGAGCUGGCCAGGCCAACUUCCAUCCCAGCCACCACCAGAAUCCAAAUUGUCAACUUUGUGCUGAACAGCAAGAUGGCAGCUGGUGACACGCUCCAGGAUUUGGUGAAGGAUGGGGUCUUUGAGGCCGUGUUUCCCCUACACAAGGGGGAGGAAGACCUAAAGAAGAAAUGGGCCUGGUGGAGAAACAUGUUCCAAGAGCAGCCAAUUGGUGACAUCAGGAACUACUUCGGUGAGAAGGCGGCGCUGUACUUCGCCUGGCUCGGCUGGUACACCUACAUGCUGGUGCCCGCCGCGGUGGUGGGCCUCAUCGUCUUCCUGAGUGGGUUUGCCCAUUUCGAAGCCAGCCAGAUCAGCAGGGAGAUCUGUGAUGCCCACGACGUCUACAUGUGCCCUCGCGGCGACCACAUCCCCAGGUACCAGCGGCUCUCAGAAACCUGCGCCUUCGCCAAGCUCACCCACCUCUUCGACAACGAGGGCACCGUGCUGUUCGCCGUGUUCACGGCGCUGUGGGCCACCGUGUUCCUGGAGUUGUGGAAGCGGGAGCGAGCCCGUGUGGUCCUGCAAUGGGACCUGUACGGGUGGGACGAGGACCAGGAGGAAAUGGUGCUGGGGCUCAUUGCCUGCCCUGACUACCAGCCCCGCUACGCGCGGAGUACCGUCAUCCUCCUGCUGUCUCUGUUGAUGAUCUGCCUGAUGAUAGGCAUGGCCCACGUCCUGGUGAUCUGCCGCGUCCUGGUCGCUGCCCUUUUCAGCUCCGCCUUGCCCUUCCUGGGAGAGCAGGUGACCACGGCCGUGGUGGUGACCGGGUCCCUGGUUCACUAUGUGAGCAUCCUCGUCAUGACCAAGAUCAACAAAUAUGUGGCACUGAAGCUUUGUGACUUUGAGAAGCCCAGGACCUUCUCAGAGCGAGAGAGCAAGUUCACCAUCAAGUUCUUCACUCUGCAAUUCUUUGCUCACUUCUCCUCCCUUAUCUACAUUGCCUUCAUCCUGGGCAGGCUUAGAUCCAGCUUGAUGUCUCAAGUGGGCUGCAGGCCUCUCCAGUUCCCUUCCAUCUCCGAGGUGAUGCCUGGCAGUGGGUGUGGGCAGCCAGCCAUUUUAACUGGGAGUCGGCAGUGCACAUUUAAAUUGAGAGACAUUGCUAAAGCACCCUCCAAAAAUGCUGUGCUGACUCACAAAGCCACACACUGUGUACGUGACUGCACACUCCACGUUGGUCUGAUGAACAAAGACCUUAAAGGUUCCAGGAAUUGGAUGUGGUAUCUUUGGCGGCCUGACAUUCCACCUGUCACAAAAAUACAAGCCCUCGCUGCCCUUCCCAGGAUCAACGGUAACCCCGGGAAGUCCGUGCGCCUGGCAGGGCUGUGGAAGCUGGAGGAGUGCCAUCUCAGUGGCUGCAUGACGGACCUGUUCGUGCAGGUGGCCAUCAUCAUGGGUCUGAAACAAACGCUCAGCAACUGCAUGGAGUACCUGGGCGCGUGCCUGGCCAACAAGUGUUGCUCGAUGCGAGCCACGUCCCAGGACCCCGAGCUGAGGCACUGGCGGCGCAACUACCGCCUGAACCCGGUCAACACCUUCAGCCUGUUCGAGGAGUUCAUGGAGAUGAUGAUCCAGUACGGCUUCACCACCGUCUUCGUGGCCGCCUUCCCGCUUGCCCCGCUGCUGGCGCUCUUCAACAGCCUCGUGGAGAUCCGCCUGGACGCCAUCAAGAUGGUCCAGGUGCAGCGGCGCCUGGUGCCCCGCAAGGCCAAGGACAUCGGGACCUGGCUGCAGGUGCUGGCCGUCAUUGCCGACGGGAUGGUCAUCGCCUUCACAUCUGAGUUCAUCCCCCGAGUGGUGUACAAGUACUGCUAUGGCCCGUGCCGACAGGGGGUCCACCCUGCAGUCGACUGCCUCACGGGCUACGUCAACCACAGCCUGUCCGUGUUCUACACCAAGGACUUCCAGAAUCCUGUUGAAAUAGAGGGCUCAGAGAAUGUGACUGAGUGCAGGUACCGGGACUGUGGCACCGCUCAGAACUCCAACUUCACUGAGCAGCCCUGGUUCUUCCUGGCCGUCCAUCUGACCUUCCUCAUCUUCUUCGAGCACGUGCCCUUAUGCGUCAAGCUCAUUGCUGGCUGGUUUGUGCCUGAUGUGCCUCAGUGGGUGAAGAACGAAGUCCUGAAGAGGAAGCACCAGAGACUUGGGGAGGCGGGGCUGCCGGGGCCUGGCCCCGAGUCCCGAAGUACCAGAGACUCCGGCCGAGAGCACAGACAUGGAGCGGGCCUGGAGCCGGUCCAGAGGCCAAGACGCAGAGCUGCUGCCACCACCGCCCACCCCAGCCCUGGCUGUGUGUGUGUGUGGGCGGGCUUUAAUUAGACCCGCGUAUAUGUGGGGGUCCUGGGAGCCCCUGUAUGUUUGAGGUGUCUGUGAGCUGCACACCUGUCCAUGGUCUGGGAGGCCUGUUCCACCUGUGAGGGCUCAGGCUUGGUACUGCCUGACGUGAACUCUGAGUGACCCCUGCCACCCAGAGAACUGGGGCGGGGUUGGGGGGGAGACAGUGCAGGCCUGUCCUGUCUUCUCAUGCCGUCUCGACAGGAAAACUGGCCCAGUUUCCUGGGCCCCAGAUCCUGCCCCACCCCACUGGCUCCCCUCAAUCAGCAGAGUUUUCUCUAAUAAAAUAAAACUGCUUUGUGUUAA